AUGCUCCUCCGCCCGGCGACGCCACUGUCCAUUCUCUUCUUGGCUGCAUUCGCCUUGUUGCUCCUCAGCACCAUAUCCACCCCCAUCAUCAAGGCCAUUCCGCUUGCUGAAUUCGAUGGCGUCACCUAUGGCGUUUUCGGCUAUUGCGAGGGCGACUCCUGCAGUAGCAUGGGAAUUGGCUACACCACCGAUGACGGUCGCUUCUCGGAUAGUAACGCCGACUUCGACCUUCCCUCCGGUGCGCGCCAUACUCUGUCCGCAAUCCUAAUCGUGCACCCCGUUGCUGCCUUCCUGGCGCUCGUGUGCUUUGCUCUCGCCUUCGCCGCGCACUUCCAUGCGCCCUCGCACUCGCCUCGUUAUCUAAUGAUCCUCCUGGUCCUCAUCUUCCCAACCCUGUUGGUAUCCUUGCUGGCCUUCCUCGUGGACAUCCUGCUAUUCGUUCCGCAUGUGGCAUGGGGAGGAUGGAUCGUUCUGGCUGCGACUGUUGUCAUUGCCGUGAGUGCCGUCGUGACUUGCGCAAUGAGGCGCACGCUUGUGAGCAGGAAGGCUAGGAAGAAGAGGAUUGCCGAGAACGCCGAGAUGAAUGGACAAAACUACUAUGCGAACCGUGGACCUGCACCAGUUAUGGAGGACCCUUCUUUGCCUCGCGCCGAAUCUCCACCUCCAAUGCCUUCAGGCUCCCCUGUCUCACCGGACGGCAAGGGUCCUGAGUUUGCUACUUUUGAGUUGCAGAAGCAGAGUCUGGAGGCCCCCCGCCCUUCUACGGUGCGCCCGGCAGAGGGAGAGGUGGGCUCCCACCUCGUGGACGCGGAGGCUUUGGCCCGAGAGGCCGCGGUGGCCCACCAGGCAUGCGUGGCCGUGGUGGUCCUCCACCUGGUUAUGGACCUGGGUUCGUACGAUGACAAUCUGGGAGUACUGCCCGAGCCGAACAACCCUGUUGGUCAAGCAAUAGAAAUGGACCACCGGACCGGUACUCCUCAGAAUGGCAUGAACAACUACGGCCUCAGGGACAGUGACAACGACCUUCAAGGCAUGAUCGGGCUUCAGCAAGGUCUGAGCCCCCACGCAGCUCCCCAGCGUCAACCCAGUCCUUUGAGCCCGACAAGCGAUUACUCUCAGCCCUCACAGCAAAACGACUACGAGCCACCCCGUCAGAACUGGGUAAACCAUGCCCCAGCACCACCUCCCCUUCAAACUGGGCCAUCAGACGAUAGUGUGCCGUCGCAGAGGGCUCGAGCUCUUUCUCCCAUUGCAGCAUCGCCCGUCAGCUAUAAGGAGCCAGUUGAUCUUCCCGCAGGACUCACCAAGUCACCUCCUCGUCGGGUGGUCAGCCCGCAGCCUAUGGGCUCUGUUUCGCAGCCCGGCCACAACAGGAUGAACUCCGGUGGUGAUAACUACGUGGAGGACGUUGACCCGCGUUUUGCCAACCCAGAGCCGCCAGCAAGCAUGGAACAGGAAACCAACGCGAUUCCCGCCGCGCUCAUGCCAGGAUUUGGCGUGAACAGGACUGCCACCCCUCGCACCGAAAGUAGCUCGCCCAGCCAAGUAGCACCUCUUCCUAGCGAUCAGUACGCACACAGCAAUAUUCCAGACGACAACGGCCCUCAAAUGGUUCCUUACAACGAAUUCCCGGAAGAUUAUGAGGGGCCCCGUUCCCCGGGCGCUGCAUCUGACACUUCGCAUUUCACUUCGAUCUCGCAGCGCGGCAUCAACCCGAUGUGGCGCCCUGGUCCAGGUGAAAUGCCCAUGGGUCGUGGUCCUUCAUAUGGCUACCAGCCCCAGCGUGGACCGCCACGCCCACGUCAGGAGGACGUUGUUCUAGAGGCCAACCCUGAUUUCAGCAUACCCGGCGUUGCCGCGCCUGGUCGAGGCAGGAAUAUUGGCCCUAGAGGCCGAGGUGGCUUUGGUGGUCCGGGCAGAGGUCCUCCCGCAGCAACACCUGUGGGAAUGGGAAGUGCGGCCGGAGGCAGAUAUCCCGGAGCACCCGGAUUAUAA
Lasiodiplodia theobromae is the source of this 1995-nucleotide messenger RNA. Its product is annotated as Actin cortical patch SUR7. The coding region runs from base 1 to 1995 and encodes 664 amino acids. The transcript has 5 exons. The record is from RefSeq and is a predicted model, not a curated record. NCBI's taxonomy places the organism in Eukaryota, Fungi, Ascomycota, Dothideomycetes, Botryosphaeriales, Botryosphaeriaceae. Gene Ontology annotation, cellular component: cell division site; growing cell tip; plasma membrane.